AUGAAUAUGGAUAAAGAAAACGCUGUUUCCAAUGCACUCAAGCAGCUUUCAAUAAACAAGCAGAAAUCACCUACACUCGAUGAUCAUCUUGACCUAAUCCAUACUACUCAGGAGGAAAUCCAGGCCCAGCUUCACAAUAUCGAAGUCCAAUCGACCCAGACAAGCGUCGACUUGGCACAAUUAUUUGAUCGGCUGAAGAAUAACAACCAGAAUUUGAAUAGAUUGUUGGAAAAUGUCGUUGCUUAUUCCAAGGAGGUGAUGACUGAGGGGAAUGCUACCAAGGCGGAUAUGAAUCGGAUCUUUGACAAGUUGGAACAGUUGGAGACAGUAGGGAAGGAGGAAACCGGGGAGGUUGCAAAUAUGGUAAAAGGGUUGUUAGAGGCUUUGAAUAAACAAUAUAAGGAAGUUGGUGGAAAUACUGUACGUGAAGUGAAGGAAUUCCAUCUGGGGUUAAAGCAGUCUUUUCAAUGCGAAGUGGGCGACAUUGGUGCUUCUUUAUCUGGAAUAAAAGACAUCUCAGAAGAGUUGAAGUCAGGAAUCAAGAAGAAUAAAGAUACAUUGGACAGCUUAACUGAGAAGAUACCCAAUGUCGAACACAUUUCCGAUCCUAUAGUUCGAGAAAUCAAAUCUUUAAAUAGUAAUUCCGAAGCCACUCUUCAAAAAAUAUUGGACAGGAUAGCCCAACUUGAGAAACCACAAAAUUACCAAGAACAAUUCAAUUUGAUCCUUUCCAAGCUAUCUAAAUUUGAAGAAACAAGAGCGGAACAAGACAACAAGCGACAAAUUGAACUCACAAACAAACAACAAGAAUUAGAACUGAAAAUAUCUCACUUAGAGAACAAGUACUCAACACUUUGUAAUUCGUAUACCCAAAAGUUUCACGAAUACCAACAGUUGAAUGAAAAAUACACAACGUUGGUUAAGCAAAUUGAAACAUUGGAUGUUCCUACUGACAUGACUCGAUUAAAGAAAGUACGCCAAUUUCACAGCAGUACACCCACCACAAACUUUUCAGCUAAACAAAAGAGAAUUGCCAGUACGCCAGUACCACGACUGGCUGACUCUGAUUUCAUCAACAAUUCCGAUGAGGGAUUUUAA
This is a messenger RNA of Spathaspora passalidarum NRRL Y-27907, 1098 nucleotides long. RefSeq lists its product as uncharacterized. The record is from RefSeq and is a predicted model, not a curated record. Bases 1 to 1098 code for a protein of 365 amino acids. The transcript has a single exon. Lineage: Eukaryota; Fungi; Ascomycota; Pichiomycetes; Serinales; Debaryomycetaceae.